Molecule: messenger RNA, 1450 nt
Organism: Humulus lupulus (European hop)
Lineage: Eukaryota; Viridiplantae; Streptophyta; Magnoliopsida; Rosales; Cannabaceae
Product: delta-aminolevulinic acid dehydratase, chloroplastic
Exons: 12
Coding region: 155-1447 (430 amino acids)
Biological process (GO): heme biosynthetic process
Cellular component (GO): cytosol
Molecular function (GO): zinc ion binding; porphobilinogen synthase activity
Source: RefSeq, a predicted model, not a curated record
GCUCUCUCCUAUCUCCUUCAUCCCAUACAUAAUCGCUUCUCUCUCUAAAACUAACAUCUUUAUUUUCCUUUUCUCUUUCUCGCCAUCCAAACACACACUAAACCAACCAAAAUAACGGUUUUUUUGGUUUAGAGUUUGUGUUUUGGGUUAAUUAAUGGCGUCGUCGACGACGAUUCUUAAUGUGCCCACUAAUGUGGGAGCAAUCAAGGGUUUGGAUUGCCAAAGCUACGUCGGUCUUCGACCUUUGGUUAGUGUGAGAAGCUUUAAUUCUGUAGCGAUUAAAGCGAAGACCAAUCGUCGAUUUGUGGUGCGAGCUAGCGAAACGCAUAGCGGACCGUUCAAGAAGUUGGGUUUGAGUGAUGCUGAAUGCGAAGCUGCUGUUGUGGCCGGGAAUGCUCCUGUUGCGCCGCCUGUGCCUCCGAAGCCGGCGGCACCAGCUGGAACUCCUGUGGUUUCUACGCUUCCAAUAAAUAGGCGUCCUCGUCGGAACAGGAAAUCGCCUGCAUUUAGAGCAGCAUUUCAGGAAACUACAUUAUCCCCUGCGAAUUUUGUCUACCCACUAUUUAUUCAUGAAGGUGAGGAGGAUACACCUAUUGGAGCUAUGCCUGGAUGUUAUAGGCUUGGUUGGAGACAUGGACUUGUGGAAGAGGUUUCGAAGGCCCGGGAUGUUGGUGUUAAUAGUAUUGUGCUUUUCCCCAAAGUUCCAGAUGGUUUAAAGACUCCAACAGGAGAUGAAGCUUACAAUGAGAAUGGUUUAGUGCCGCGGUCAAUCCGGUUGCUCAAGGACAAGUUCCCUGAUCUUGUAAUCUACACUGAUGUUGCUUUAGAUCCCUACUCAUCCGAUGGGCAUGAUGGUAUCGUUAGGGAAGAUGGAGUAAUAUUGAAUGAUGAGACUGUACAUCAAUUGUGCAAACAAGCUGUAGCCCAGGCUCGAGCUGGAGCAGAUGUUGUCAGUCCUAGUGACAUGAUGGACGGUCGUGUUGGAGCAAUUCGAUCUGCUCUCGAUGCUGAAGGCUUUCAUCACGUUUCUAUCAUGUCCUACACAGCAAAGUAUGCAAGUUCAUUUUAUGGUCCAUUUCGGGAAGCACUAGACUCAAAUCCACGAUUUGGUGACAAAAAGACUUAUCAGAUGAACCCAGCAAAUUAUAGAGAAGCUUUAGUUGAGACCCGUGAAGAUGAGGCUGAAGGAGCUGAUAUUCUGUUGGUGAAACCCGGUCUGCCUUAUUUAGAUAUUAUAAGACUACUCAGAGAUAACUCUUCUUUACCUAUUGCUGCAUAUCAGGUAUCCGGUGAAUAUGCAAUGAUCAAGGCCGGAGGAGUACUGAAAAUGAUCGACGAAGAGAAGGUUAUGCUAGAAUCACUGAUGUGCCUCCGACGGGCUGGCGCUGACAUCAUUCUUACUUAUUUUGCCUUACAAGCUGCCAAAUCUUUAUGUGGAGAAAAGUGAGAA